Formica exsecta is the source of this 1346-nucleotide messenger RNA. Its product is annotated as transcription factor IIIB 90 kDa subunit-like. The record is from RefSeq and is a predicted model, not a curated record. Gene Ontology annotation, molecular function: RNA polymerase III general transcription initiation factor activity; TBP-class protein binding; RNA polymerase III type 3 promoter sequence-specific DNA binding. The transcript is spliced from 5 exons. Gene Ontology annotation, cellular component: transcription preinitiation complex; nucleus; transcription factor TFIIIB complex. Gene Ontology annotation, biological process: DNA-templated transcription initiation; transcription preinitiation complex assembly; transcription by RNA polymerase III. The coding region runs from base 138 to 749 and encodes 203 amino acids. NCBI's taxonomy places the organism in Eukaryota, Metazoa, Arthropoda, Insecta, Hymenoptera, Formicidae.
AAGAUCAGCGGAUCCGUCUAUGUAUUUUAUGUCUAUGAAAAAAAAUAGAAGCUUUCAGCUUUCAGUUGCAUGUCUCAAGAGUUGCACGUGUCAAGAAACAUAAGUUUGUUGUGUAUUGAUAAAUACAAUUAUCAAAGAUGUCUGGAAACAAGUGUCGUAAUUGUGGGUCUACAAAUAUUGAGACCGAUCCUGCACGUGGAGAUGCUAUUUGUAUGGAAUGUGGUUUUGUAUUAGAAGAUUCAGUUAUUGUUAGUCAACCAACUUUUGAGGAAUCAUCUUCGGGUAAAAUAAUGCCUAAAUACUUUGUCCCUAAUGAUAGCACAGGUGGUGCUACAAACUUUGGUGCACGUUACUUCAAUGAAAAAGAAUCCAGAAAAAACACCAUAGAAAAUGCCAGGAAAGGUAUAAUACAUCUUGGUCUGCAGCUAGGCUUAGACGAGAAUGAUAUCAACAUGUCUGUGACAUUUUAUAAAAUGGCUUUAGAUCGUAAUUUGACACGUGGGAGAAAACAGGUACAUAACCAGGCUGCCUGUGUGUAUAUUACUUGUCGACAUGGAAACAAUACACUUCUUCAUCCUAUUAUGCUUAUCGACAUCAGUGAUAUUCUUCAUAUUUGUGUUUAUGAACUUGGACGGACAUAUCUGCGGUUUACACAAGCCCUUGGCGUCAACAUAGUCUUUGCAGGUAAGCAGCUUGCAUAUGAUAUAAUUUUAUAUGUAAUAAUUGAUAACUGUAUAAGUACUAAUUGAUACAUAUUGUGCUAAAAUGCUAGCAAUAUUUUUUUAUUUAUCUCAUUGCAAUACUAAGAAUUAAAUAAACUUAAUAGUUACAUGUUUCAAUAAAUUACAUAAAAUUCUAAAUCUAAAAGCAUAAUUUUUUAUGUUAAUGUAUAAAACAAAUAAAAAUUUAUUCUAUUAUUUAUUAUACAAUCAGUUUUAUUAUAUAGAUAAAUGAAUGAUUUACAUAAAACUUGGGACUUCUUUUGUUUUUGAUUAAAUCUGAGCUGUGUUCUAAAAUUCACUGUCAGUACUGAAAGUCUAUAAUAUAUGUGUUACUUUGUGAACUAUAGAUUUUCAGUAGGCAGUGAAUUUUGAAACAUGGCCUUGAUUAAUAAAGCAUAAUUUUUUUUUUGAAAACUCUUACAUAGAGGCAUAGUUCUUAAAAUUUGUUUUGUUACUUUUAAUCAAGAUUAUGUAAUUUAUGAAGGAAAUCAUUAUUUUUAUACAUGGAAGAUAUUUUACUCCUAAUAUUAGAUUUUUAUAUAUGUAUAAUCUAAUAUCAUAACUAUAUAUAUAUUUUGUAAGAUAAAUUAUGGUACUUUGUGAUACAACUUAAUUCUGUAUUUA